GGCUCCCUCCGGCGCGGCGCGGCGCGGCCCGCCAUUGUCGGGGGCAUGGAGGGCGAGAGCACGUCCGCUCUGCUCUCGGGCUUCGUGUUCGGCGCGCUCGCCUUCCAGCACCUCAGCACCGACUCGGACACGGAAGGCUUUCUCCUUGGGGAUGUGAAAGGUGAGGCCAAGAACAGCAUCACAGACUCACAGAUGGACGACGUGGAAGUGGUUUAUACAAUCGAUAUACAGAAGCAUAUUCCAUGCUACCAGCUGUUCAGCUUUUAUAAUUCUGCAGGAGAACUGAAUGAACCAGCCCUGAAGAAAAUACUAUCAGGCCAUAAGAAGAGUGUAAUAGGAUGGUACAAAUUCAGACGCAACACAGACCAGAUAAUGACAUUCCGGGAAAGACUUCUCCAUAAGAAUUUGCAGUCACACCUAUCAAACCAAGGCCUUGUAUUCCUUCUGUUAACUUCCAGUGUGAUGACAGAAAGUGGCUCAACUUACAGGCUAGAACAUGCCUUACAUCGGCCACAAGAAGGUCUUUUCCAGAAAGUUCCUCUAGUCGUUACCAACUUGGGUAUGGCUGAACAACAAGGUUACAGAACAGUGUCUGGUUCCUGUGCAUCUUCUGGCUUUGUGAGAGCAGUAAGACAACACAGGUCAGAAUUCUUUUAUGAAGAUGGAUCCUUACAAGAGGUUCACAAGAUAGCUGAGAUGUAUGCCACCUUGCAGGAGGAGCUGAAGAAAAUAUGCUCUGAUGUAGAAGUCAGUGAACGAUCUGUAGAGAAACUCCUAACAGAGGUGAGCCAAUUAAAAGAAGAAAUCAAUAGAAAAAAGCAACACAAAAUCUCUUCAGGAGGGAACAAAGAUCACCUAGAAGAACCAAAGGAGAAUGUUCUGCUUUGUCAGGCACUGAAAACAUUUUUCCCCAAUUCUGAACUUCAGACAUGUAUUGUUUCCUUCAAAGGAAGGAUCUCUAAGCACUGUUGUAAGAUUGACCAUAAUAUUAAUAUCAUGGACAAAUUGACUCUUAUGGUAGAGGAAAGGGACUUCACUGAAGUUGAAUCAAAACUAAGAACCAAGCGCAAAGUUAAAGUCACCACAACAGGACCAAAAUCAUUCAAGAAAUUAAGAUCACUGCAACUUGACCGAGAAUUACAUCAAGAUGAAGAGGACAGCAACCAGGAAACAAAGCUUGCACUGAGUAGCACUGAAACAGAUGAGGAAGCACUGGAAAAUCCCAAAGACACAAAUGAAUAUUCAUACUCUCCCACUUUCUGAUCACUUAAUGACUUGCCCUGAUGUAUUUGUACAAAAAGCCACUGCCAGGAUAUUAAAGUAACAUAAAUUACUGUACUGCAGGGAUGGAAAUAGCUUACUGAGUUUUUGUAAAGUACAAAGAUGUAUUUUUAAAUACACAAAUCUUGUUUGGCCUAAGUCAAGCAGAGUCCAAAUGACAUUCCUUAAUUAUGCCUUGCAGAGUUAAGUCUGUAUUCUCUAUCUCAGGGUUCUAAGACGAAUGCUAACACAGUGCUAGCAUCGGAUAAUCUCACUUAAUGCCUCAGUGAUAGAACUUCAAGCUGCUGCUGAAGAUUUCAGGACCACUCAAACAAUGAGCCUCUCCUCAGCAGAAGAUGAUGUGCAGAACAGCUAUUUCUAAGAUGCAUCUUGAUAAGCAUUAAAAACUUUUUUUUAUAUAUAAACAGCUAUCUUGGUACUUAACCGUCCCUUUCUGAAAUGGAAGGGGGAAAAAAAUGGAUUUCAGGAAGACUUUUGAAUAGGUUUAAUGUUCUGUACAUCUAGGGGGUAUCUGCUAUUAAAUCACACUUUUUUCCAGAUAAA
Coturnix japonica (Japanese quail) is the source of this 1824-nucleotide messenger RNA. It is a transcript of the gene ABRAXAS1, whose product is annotated as abraxas 1, BRCA1 A complex subunit. The record is from RefSeq and is a predicted model, not a curated record. Lineage: Eukaryota; Metazoa; Chordata; Aves; Galliformes; Phasianidae. Gene Ontology annotation, biological process: mitotic spindle assembly; attachment of spindle microtubules to kinetochore; protein K63-linked deubiquitination. Gene Ontology annotation, cellular component: nucleus. Gene Ontology annotation, molecular function: polyubiquitin modification-dependent protein binding; microtubule binding.